Exophiala viscosa is the source of this 1873-nucleotide messenger RNA. Its product is annotated as putative benzoate 4-monooxygenase. Bases 313 to 1833 code for a protein of 506 amino acids. The transcript has a single exon. Gene Ontology annotation, molecular function: oxidoreductase activity, acting on paired donors, with incorporation or reduction of molecular oxygen; heme binding; iron ion binding. The record is from RefSeq and is a predicted model, not a curated record. Lineage: Eukaryota; Fungi; Ascomycota; Eurotiomycetes; Chaetothyriales; Herpotrichiellaceae.
UGCGUUAGCUAGGGGCCAAUCUCCCCAUAGGUCAGUUGGCAGAGCGUUUAGUGUGGCAUGAUCGGACUAUGUAGGUGGGAAGCUACAAUGGUGGAGGCUUCUGUCAUCAGUCAAGCCAAUACUGUGAGUUUGUAAUGCGUCCUGCUCGGGUUGCACGGACUUGGUAUGCAAUCUAGCAUAAAGCACUUCUUCUUCCAAAGUGCACUACGCUGAGAUAUCAAGUCUCGCUCUGGGCCAGGAUUUCACCGAGUCCAACUCCCAACUUACGCACAUCCUUCGGGACAAAUCACCUUGCAAACGAGUUGGGCAAGUAUGGCAGCCUUAGAGACCAUCCUCGUAUGGUGUGCACUGAUCAUUCUCUGUAUAGGCUACUAUUCUGUGCCUUAUCUUAUAACUUACUCUUCCCUGCGAGAAAUUCCAGCGGCUUCACGUACCGCUGCCUUCAGCAACCUUUGGCUGGCUUUCCAAGCACGUCGUGUCAGACGUUCUGCCGCUGUCCAUGAUGCUCACCAACGACUUGGCCCGAUCGUUCGGAUUGCCCCGAAUCACAUUUCGAUUGCAUCUACAGCGGCGAUUCACCCUAUCUAUGGCCAUGGCAAUGGUAUGAUGAAAAGCGACUUUUAUGACGCAUUUGUGAGCUUCGAACGUGGGCUCUUCAGUACCCGAGACCGCGCAGAGCACACACGCAAGCGUAAGAUGGUCAGCCAUACGUUCUCGGCGAAAGCCGUGGGCGGCUUCGAGCAGUACAUACAGCAGAACCUAGCCGUCUUUGUACGACAGUGGAACCUCAAGGCCGACAAUGCCAACGGGCACUUCACAAAGGCUGAUGCAUUGGCUUGGUGUAACUAUCUUGCGUUCGACAUGAUCGGUGACCUGGCAUUCGGCCAGCCCUUUGGGAUGCUUGAGAAGGGAAGAGAUAUCGCUGAGCUCCAGCUUGAGCCCAACGGACCCAUUUCUCAUGCACCAGCCGUGUAUUUGCUCGACAAACGCGGCGAGUUGAACGCCAUGCUGGGUUGUGCACCAGCAUUGAUCCCAUAUGCCAAAUGGAUACCGGAUCCUUUCUUCUACAAAGGUCUAUCUGGUCGACUUGGUGUGAACGCAAUUGGCACAGCAAGAGUAACGGAGAGGCUGCAACGGGGUACCAAGAGUGAUAGGAUCGAUUUGCUGGCUCGACUCAUGGAAGGAAAAGAUGACAUGGGCAACAGCUUGAGCAGAAGCGAACUCAUCUCGGAAGCACUGACUCAGAUGGUCGCCGGAAGUGAUACGACGGCCAACUCCCUAUGUGCGGUGAUAUACUGGACUUUGAAUUCCCCUGGGGUGCAGCAAAGGCUACAGAAGGAGCUUGAUGUAGUCAUCCCAGAAGGGGGUUGUGCUCCAAGAUUCUCCCAGGUUAAAGAUGUGAAGUAUCUGCGUGCUGUCAUCAAUGAGGGAUUGCGGAUGCACUCCACCAACAGCAUCGGCCUGGCGCGUGAAGUGCCACCUGGGCCAGGUCUCGAGAUCUUGGGACAUCACUUUCCUGCAGGCACGGUUCUGAGUGUGCCCACAUAUUCGAUUCAUCACUCGAAAGAAGUCUGGGGAGAGGAUGCGGACUGUUUUCGGCCUGAAAAGUGGGAGGGUCUAACUGAAGACCAGAAGACGGGUUUCGUCCCAUUCAGUUAUGGACCGAGAGCCUGUGUCGGACGAAAUGUGGCGGAGAUGGAGAUGGUGCUCAUUAUUUCUACAAUGUUCUCAAGGUAUGAUUUUGAAUUGUAUCAAGAUCAAUGGAAAUUAAGAGACGGAUUCCUGAACAAACCGGUAGAAUGCCGGAUAGGCUUCAAGAGGAGAUAUAGGUAAAUUGCAGAAACAAUUCCUGCAACAUGACUUUACUUAUCGA